UGCAAGUCCAGGAGGGAAGGCCGCAAGCCCGUCUAGCAGCUGGAGCGUGUUGUGGUAGCUGCUUUCCUGUUUCAACAGAAGAGGCAGAGCAACAAGAGAUAACAAAGGCUCCGUUUCCUUUCUGUGAGAGAAGGCUUUUGUCUUUCCUCCCGCAACGAUGUCAAUGUCUGGCAAGAAAGAGUUUGAUGUGAAACAGAUCCUACGGCUGCGCUGGAGGUGGUUUAGUCAUCCUUCUCCGGGCUCUCCCAACACUGGAAACUGCCUUCAGCAGGAAGGAUAUGAGCAUAGACGGACCCCGGUUCAGGGCAGGUUGAAGAACCACUCUCGGGACAGGAACGGACUGAAGAAAAGCAACAGUCCGGUCCACAACAACUCACUGGCACCCGUGCCAGGACCGGCCCCUGCCCACCAGAGCCCUCUUCAGAAUUGGCAUCCACAGAACCUGCUAGAACAUCUUGGAGCCAAUGAAGAUACUCCUAAAGCUGCUCCAGAGGAGAAUUUUUUCCAAAGGGCUUGUGAGAAACCCUCACAAGAUUUGGACAUGAUGGCUGAUGACAGUCCAGAAGAUUCCCCAGCAAGAUUACGUAAACAGCAUCCUGAAGAAAUGAAUGUUAGCAUCUGCGAAGAGCACUUCCAGGCUGCCAACCAUGCAGAGCAAACUCUUCAUAAAAUGGAGAACUACCUGAAAGAGAAACAGCUGUGUGAUGUGCUCCUCAUUGCUGGACACCUCCGAAUCCCAGCUCAUCGGUUGGUUCUCAGUGCAGUGUCUGACUAUUUUGCUGCAAUGUUUACUAAUGACGUGCUUGAAGCCAAACAAGAAGAGGUCAAAAUGGAAGGAGUUGACCCCAAUGCACUUAAUUCCUUGGUGCAGUAUGCUUACACAGGUGUCCUCCAACUGAAGGAAGAUACAAUUGAAAAUUUGCUGGCUGCAGCCUGUCUCCUGCAGCUGACUCAAGUCAUUGAAGUCUGCUCCAAUUUUCUCAUAAAGCAGCUCCAUCCUUCAAACUGCUUAGGGAUCCGAUCAUUCGGAGAUGCCCAGGGUUGCACAGAGCUCCUAAGUGUGGCACAUAAGUACACAAUGGAACACUUCAUCGAGGUAAUAAAGAACCAAGAAUUCCUCCUGCUUCCAGCUAAUGAAAUCUCCAAACUUCUGUGCAGUGACGAUAUUAAUGUGCCUGAUGAAGAAACCAUUUUCCAUGCUCUGAUGCAGUGGGUGGGGCACGAUGUCCAGGCUAGGCAGCAAGACCUCGCCAUGCUGCUUUCUUACAUCCGAUUGCCCUUACUUCCUCCACAGUUACUGGCAGAUCUUGAAAAUAGCUCCAUGUUUACUGGUGAUCUUGAAUGUCAGAAGCUCCUGAUAGAAGCUAUGAAGUAUCACCUCUUACCCGAGAGAAGACCCAUGAUGCAAAGCCCUCGGACCAAGCCCAGAAAAUCAACUGUGGGGGCACUUUAUGCUGUGGGAGGCAUGGAUUCUAUGAAAGGUACCACUACGAUUGAAAAAUACGACCUCAGGACCAAUAGCUGGCUACAUAUUGGCACCAUGAGUAGCCGCAGGCUUCAGUUUGGAGUUGCAGUUAUUGAAAAUAAGCUCUAUGUCGUGGGAGGAAGAGAUGGUUUAAAAACUUUGAAUACUGUAGAAUGUUUUAAUCCAGUUGGAAAAAUCUGGACUGUGAUGCCUCCCAUGUCAACCCAUAGACAUGGCUUAGGUGUAGCCACACUGGAAGGACCAAUGUAUGCUGUUGGUGGUCAUGAUGGAUGGAGCUACCUAAACACUGUAGAAAGAUGGGAUCCUGAAGGCCGUCAGUGGAAUUAUGUAGCCAGUAUGUCAACUCCUAGGAGCACAGUGGGUGUUGUUGCAUUAAACAACAAGCUGUAUGCUAUUGGUGGACGCGAUGGAAGUUCCUGUCUCAAAUCAAUGGAAUACUUUGACCCGCACACUAACAAGUGGAGUCUAUGUGCUCCAAUGUCCAAAAGACGUGGAGGUGUGGGAGUUGCAACGUACAAUGGAUUCUUAUAUGUUAUCGGUGGUCAUGAUGCCCCUGCUUCUAACCAUUGCUCCAGGCUUUCUGACUGUGUGGAACGGUAUGAUCCCAAACAUGACUCGUGGUCAACUGUGGCUCCUCUGAGUGUUCCGAGAGACGCUGUUGCCGUGUGCGCCCUGGGAGACCAACUCUUUGUGGUUGGAGGAUAUGACGGGCAUUCUUAUCUGAAUACUGUUGAGUCAUACAAUGCACAGAAAGAUGAAUGGAAACAGGAAGUUCCUGUUAACAUCGGAAGAGCUGGUGCUUGUGUUGUAGUGGUGAAGUUACCAUAGAGCCAUCUCAUCAAAGGGAGGAAAACUGGAUAACUUUAAGAAAUAGAGUAGGAAGAAGAUAAAAGGAAAAAACAUGUUAUUUGCUUCAAUUUGUAAUCAAACAUGAAAAUCCUUAUGUCAUUUUAAUGUGUAGUUAUGAUUGCUCUCAUUUGUGAAGGCAAAACAAACUUGAAACAUGAAUUACAUAUAGGAAGUUAAGCAUACGUGUUGUUAUGGCUGGUAGUAUACAUGGAAAUCUACUUCUCUAAGUUUAGCCUCAUUACUUAAAAGUAUUUAAACAAAAUUAACAGUUGCCAAGCUACGAAAGGUUAUAAAAGCAUUAUAAAUUUUUAAGUUAAGAGUCUGAGAAACUAAAAAUAGUUUCUAUUUCAAAAAAACAGGUACUCUAUUAUCUGGAACAUAACUAAAAUAAAAGAAAACCUCUAAAGCUUAAAAUAUAAGGUCUGAUUUCAUUCUCUUAUUCAAACAAUAUCCCAAGUGGCUUUGUAAUACCUCACAUCUAUUAAUAGGAAACCUUUCACUAUGUUGGUGAAGGGAAAAAACACAUGAAAAACUGCCUGGUAUAAUUUCUUAUACACAGAAUGUUAAAAGUGUUUACAGAUUUACUCUUUUAUAGUUCCAUCUUCCAAAGCACCCAGAUAAAUGUGGUAUCCCUUAACAUGUUGUCUUGUUAGAUGUGUGACAAUUAAAAUGUGGCUGUACUUUCAUCUGCACAGUCUGUACAAUAAUUUGAUGAAUAUUUAUUACAUUGAUACAAACUGUGACCUCCACUGAGAGUGUCAGGGCCUCAGUUGUAUAGAAAGUAAUAUUCUCUUCAUACAGUUCUGUAACCUCUGUCAACACCUAUCAUUAAGUUUAACAUUUCCAAAAUCAGUUUUUAACAGUAAAAUUGAGAAUGUAUUCUACAGUAUUAACACAUGGAGACACAAAAACAUUUGACAUCCAUGGUUAUUUCUUCAUUUACCUUUUAUGUAACAAUACAUGCUUUUCUGUCAUUGUUAUAGACAUCUAGUAGAAAAUACUAAGGAUGUGCACAGUACAAUAAACAUUUUUAAAUUAAAAAAUAACAAAAAAGGUUAGUUGGAUAGCCCUUUACCUUUAAAAUUUUAUUUGCAUUUAUUCCAUUAUAAAAAUAUCUAAGAUAAAAUGUUGAAAAAAACUUCUUCAUGAAAGUGACUUUUCAAAUAAAUGUACAAUUUCAGAACUUCUGCUAUAUGUUCUUUUAAAUAGUCUCUGUAUUGUAGUAUGUGAAACCAACAAGAAAAAUGCAGAGAGAUGCUUAUAAAAUGUACUAUUACAUGCUAAGUUUUCAAAAAUAGGGCAACAUAAG
This is a messenger RNA of Artibeus jamaicensis (Jamaican fruit-eating bat), 3644 nucleotides long. RefSeq names its product kelch like family member 4 (gene KLHL4). The record is from RefSeq and is a predicted model, not a curated record. The coding region runs from base 158 to 2314 and encodes 718 amino acids. The transcript has 12 exons. Lineage: Eukaryota; Metazoa; Chordata; Mammalia; Chiroptera; Phyllostomidae. Gene Ontology annotation, molecular function: protein binding.